AUGGGUCUCCACCACCUGGCUCUUCUCUGCGGGGCUCUUGUUAUUUUACGAGACAAUAUUUGCGUCCAAACUUUGUCAAUUUUUCCCCCACCUGCGCCAAAAUCGAGCAAAGUUGCGAAUAUUUUUGACGGUCAGGACGCAUCGAAGUAUUUUAAGGAGUUUUAUGCGCCUCCGACUUCGAACAACAAGGCGACAGAUUUGGUGGAGCCUCACGACUACAUGCUGUCCAUCUACAAGACUUUUUCCACCGCGGAAAAACUGGGACUCAACGCCAGUUUUUUCCGCGCGUCAAAAGCGGCAAACACCAUCGCGAGUUUUGUGGACAUGGGACAAGAUGAUCUACCCCUCUCCCCGCUCCGGAGGCAACGCUAUAUUUUUGACGUGUCCACUGUUCCGGAUAAGGCUGAGGUGCUGGGAGCCGAACUACGGAUUUUCACCAAAACCAAUGGGAAUUCAAGAAUUUCAGAAUCAGAUCCUGUAGAAAUCCAAUUAUAUUCCUGUUUUGACCAGCAAUUACUUUACACCAAAACUUUAGACCUCCAGGAUUCAGGGCAUAGACCCAAAUGGGAGGCCCUUGAUGUAUGGGAGGUUUUUCGGGACUGGCAAAGUUCAAGUCCAGGAAAAGUGUUUUGCUUGGAGUUAACAGCCAUUUUGGAUAAUUCUGAAAAAGAAGUUGAUUUGAAUAUUUUGGGAUUGCAUCGUCAAGGAAAACCGCAACAAAAGAAAGCGAUUUUGGUUGUUUUUACACGAUCAAAAAAACAACAAACUUUAUUUAGCGAAAGAAAAGAGGGGAAAGCGUUGAUGGGAAUGAUUCGGAAAGCUAAAGAACGAAGUGCAAAAUUAAGCCGGAAAAGGCGGACUGCGAAUUCCAAAACUCGCCACGGAAAACGCCACGGGAAGAAGUCAAAAUCGCGAUGCAGCAAGAAACCGUUGCAUGUAAAUUUCCGCGAUUUGGGUUGGGAUGAUUGGAUCAUAGCGCCUUUGGAUUACGAGGCUUAUCAUUGUGAAGGAGUGUGCGAUUUUCCAUUGAGGUCACACCUAGAACCGACCAAUCACGCAAUUAUACAGACGCUCAUGAACUCAAUGAACCCAAAUAACAUGCCCCCAAGCUGUUGCGCCCCCUACAGACUGAGUCCUAUAAGUAUCCUGUACAUAGACUCCGGGAACAACGUGGUCUACAAACAGUAUGAGGAUAUGGUGGUGGAGUCGUGUGGGUGCAGAUAG
Periophthalmus magnuspinnatus is the source of this 1224-nucleotide messenger RNA. It is a transcript of the gene gdf6b, whose product is annotated as growth differentiation factor 6b. The record is from RefSeq and is a predicted model, not a curated record. Gene Ontology annotation, biological process: SMAD protein signal transduction; BMP signaling pathway. Gene Ontology annotation, cellular component: extracellular region. Lineage: Eukaryota; Metazoa; Chordata; Actinopteri; Gobiiformes; Gobiidae. The transcript is spliced from 2 exons. The coding region runs from base 1 to 1224 and encodes 407 amino acids. Gene Ontology annotation, molecular function: cytokine activity; growth factor activity.